UCCGCAAUGCUCGCUGUACCUAAGACGUCUCUUGCCUCUAUCAUAUGCCCGGUGGCUCCAUUUCUCGUCCCCCGAUUGCUGCGCUCGCCAGCUCCGCGUGCCCUCCUCACCCAAUUCUCAACCCGCUCGACGUACGCUACAGACGCGAAAUCAAAUAGCAAAAGAACAAGACAACCCGGGGUCAAAUCUGCCACCAGGGGGCCGAAAAUCAUCAAAUAUGACGCCUCCGGACGCAGUGCUACCCUCCCCGAGACUGCCCCGAUGCUGGUCCGGAUGCAGCACGCAUGUACUACGCGUAAUAUACAGGCAGUAAUGGACUUAUACCCGACCCUUCUCGAAUCACGCUCCUUGCAUGUAACGAGCAAACUCCGUAUAGCCGAAGCCAUUCACACUGUGGUCCGAAACCUGCCACCUUCCAGUCCCGCAUUGAAAGGCAUCUUUCCCUUUCUACAACGCAUGGUGGAGGACAUCAAAUCUGGUAAACUGCCCCCGGAUGCCUAUGCUCACGUGCACCUAUUGGGUGCUUUCAAAUCCUUCCAGAAAUAUGAAGAAGGUUUCGCCUUCUGGCAAUGGCUUGCGAAGCAAGAUGACACAUAUGUAUCGCAGGCUGUCUAUGGCGCUGCUAUAGAACUUAUGGCGUACGGAAAUAUAGGCGCCCUUUCCGAUUUGGAGGGCAUAUACAUGGAUGGUCUCAAACGAUUUCCUGGCACCUUCGCCGAAUACCACCUAUCUCCGAAUGCUAUUGUUCCCAACCGGGACCAGAACGUUGCCAUGGUCGAUUUGCCUAUUAUGCUGUUGCAAGGUAUUUGUACUGCCCGCAUUGUGCACGGCGAGUGGAAAAACGCCUAUCUAGCUUUUGACACUGCCUUGCGCUUAAAACCCACGCAAGUUCCUAUUCGGUUCUUCGAAUUAUUUAUGACCGAACGGCCUGUUCAAGAAGCCUACACGGCCUAUCUUGUUGCCUGCCGUAUAGGAAUCGUUUUCAAGCCUAGUCAUUUGACUGGCUUAACUAAGAAGAUUCGAGAUGCUAUGGCUUCGUCAUCGUCUCUCAACACACGUAUGGUGCUUCUUCGCGCCAUCGCAAACUCUCUCUAUGCUUAUCAACAGUCCGGUGGCACGUUGGAAGGUGUCCACAUCGGCGCUUUCAUUUCUGCCUGUGAAACUUUGUUGCCCGAAAGGGGACCAGGGGAGGUGUUGACGGGAAUUCAGGCCGAGUAUCGUGACGCUAUUGUACAUAUGGCUCACGAUUUGACUUCACAACUCCUGCAGGCUGGCAUGCCCCCUCAUCCGCGUUUUUUCACUUCUCUCAUCGGCUUGGCAGGGUCACAGGGAGCCGACAAAUUGCUCCAUGCUACACUCAAAGACAUCCGAUCCGCAAAACUAGACCUCGACCAGGUAGGGAGAAGAAUUGUCAUGAAAAGUGCUGGCCUACUCGGUGACUUCACUUUACUCGUCCAGUAUUGGAACCGAAUUGUUACCUUGGCUGAAAAUGAGCACCAACGAAUAGCCGACAUUGAUUGGGUAACUUUCGUGAGGGCUUGCAAACACCUUGACCAGGUUCAAUACUGCAAGGAGCAGUUAUCCCAUCUGGAGAUUACCCUCACGACCUCGCUCACUGUUCGGUUGCAUACCAUUUUGGACGCUCCACCACGUCAACCACGCCCAGUCAAGCUGACAGGUUUGGAGAACUUUGCAUCGCAGAUGAAGGAACUGAAGGCCCAGUUUAGCAAAAUCGUCACUGUUGUCAUGUCUGGACAACCUUUGAAUCCAAGAAGAAACCCUUUUUACAUGGCAAUAGAUCCAACUCAGAAGUCUUUAGGCACGAUUGAGGACAUGCGGACAAUCUACGAUGAGUUCACUAUUGACCCUCAUCAGCCGCCCUCUACAUCCGAGCAGAACGUCCUCGCAACACCCACAGGCCUAUCUUUAGGCAGUCUGCGCUACCUGAACUGGGUCUCGGUUGUAGAGAUGAUGCAUCAAGCCAGUCUAUUGGAACAAAAACAACAGGGUCCAGAUUCUUUCCCAUUGAAUGUUUCAUUCGAUCUUUGCCAUCGGAACGCACAAAACGCGAACGAUCGAAAUCUACCUCUUCCGUUGGACGCCCUACGAAGCUACAUCAAAACACUACGCGCCCCCUCACCGAUCGACUACCAUCAUGACACACUUGCCCAUCAAAAUUUUGAUGCUCAGAAUAAUGCAACUGAGUCUAUACCACCACAGUUUCUAGAGGCUAAUAUGUCGCUCAACGACGGACCGACAACCACUAUACCCAGACGCAGUCGAACCCCUAUCAAAAAACCCAAGCACCCUUUGGGCUUGCAAGAAGAGCACGCGGGUGAAUCGUGA
This is a messenger RNA of Periconia digitata, 2346 nucleotides long. The record is from the annotation of a GenBank genome assembly. Lineage: Eukaryota; Fungi; Ascomycota; Dothideomycetes; Pleosporales; Periconiaceae.